CUGUGGUUAAGUGUUUGUCAACGUUGUCAACAAACAAAUAAUUUCAGAAUAAUCGCGUCUAUUUUGGAUACGAUUUGUAGAUAAAAAUGAACCGUUUUUAUACUUAGAACAUAUCAAAAGUUCAAUGAUCUGAUUGUAGUAUCGUUAAUAUAUCAGUUGCAUUUCCAUCUUACAUAACCUCUAAAAAAUAUAUAAAAGUAAAUAAAAAUGUUUGCCGUCAGCCGGCAAACGCAUCCUGCUACGGGUAUCGAGCACGCAAUAAGCUGUUGCUUCUUCAAUAAUGAUGAGAUGUGUUUGAUAACCGCUGGCGCCAAUAUCGUGAAAGUGUUCAGGCUCCUACCUGAGGGUCAUACCAAGGAGGUUAAUGCCGCUGGUCAACCAAUUCCCCCUAAAAUGAAAUUAGAAUGCCUGGCGACAUACACUCUAUGGGGCAAUGUUAUGUCAAUAGCUUCUGUCAAAUGUCCCAGUGCUGGACGAGAUCUUUUGCUGGUGUCAUUUAAGGAGGCAAAACUAUCGGUUCUACAAUAUGAUCCACAGACCAACAACUUAGUUACUCUAAGUAUGCAUUACUUUGAAGAGGAAGACAUGAAGGGAGGUUGGACAACUCAUCCACAUAUUCCUUGGAUUAGAGUGGAUCCGGAAUUCCGAUGUGCAGUUAUGUUAUUAUAUGGACGUAAGCUUGCCGUAUUGCCAUUUAGGAAAGACAUUACUUCUGAAGAAGGUGACCCUUUAGAAGCUAAACCAUUGUCAGAUACAAAGAAAAAUCAUGGAUCUCAAACAGUGACACGUGCACCAACUCUAGCCUCCUACGUGAUUGUACUAAAAGACUUGGAUGAAAAGAUAGACAAUAUUCUGGAUUUGCAAUUCCUAUAUGGAUACUAUGAACCAACAUUGCUAUUGUUAUAUGAACCAGUCAGAACAUUUGCAGGACGUACAGCUGUAAGAAGUGACACUUGUGCAAUGGCGGGAGUCAGUCUUAACAUGAGUGCUCGUGUGCACCCAGUCAUUUGGGCCACUGGAGGUCUACCAUUCGAUUGCAUCCAAGCAGUACCCUUACAGAAACCCUUAGGGGGAUGUCUUAUAAUGGCGGUAAACUCGCUAAUAUACCUUAACCAGUCAGUGCCGCCUUACGGAGUAUCACUGAACAGCGUCGCGACUCAUACUACAAACUUUCCUUUACGUAUCCAAGAAGGCGUCUGCAUAACACUAGAUGGCGCUAGAGUCGCCGCUAUAGGCGAGACUCGUUUGGCUCUAGCAUUACGCGGCGGACAGUUGUAUGUUCUUACGCUCCUCUCGGAUUCCGUGCGGAGUGUGCGAAGUUUUCAUCUGGAUAGGGCUGCGGCAUCUGUGUUAACAUCUUGUAUGUGCGUGAUAGAGGAGGAUUUCCUAUUCCUCGGAUCACGUCUCGGUAAUUCUCUAUUGCUACGAGUAACGGAGCGAGAAAACAGGAUGCUAUUUUCAGUGGACAAACCUUUAGAAGCCACAGUCGAUCUCACAGUACCUGAAGCGGAGAGAGAAAAAGAAGGUAGUAAAGAACAAAGAGAAUCAGAUUCAGCCGCGAAAAGACGUCGUUUGGAAAAUCUUAGUGACUGCGUUGCGAGUAACGUUAUUGAGAUAUGUGAUAAAGAUGAGCUGGAGGUGUACGGAUCGGAUAUAAGAACGUCUACUCAGCUGACCAGUUACGUCUUUGAGGUAUGUGACUCCCUUCUCAAUAUCUGCCCAAUCGGUGAUGUAACGAUGGGGGAGCUUCAACUCCUCACGGAUGGAGAGGACGCCAAGCGAGCAGAGGGUCUUGCUCUUGAGUUGGUCUGCUGCAGUGGGCGUGGUAAAAAUGGCGCCUUAACCGUGCUGCAACGCUCAGUUAGACCUCAGCUAGUUACAGCAUUUAAAUUGCCGGGUUGCAUAGACAUGUGGACGGUUAUCGGCGAGGCGACGGAAGUUAACCGAGAAGCACAUCGCGAUAUGGAGGGAACGCACGCUUACCUUAUAUUAACUCAGGAGGAGUCUAGUAUGAUCCUACAAACUGGUCAAGAGAUCAACGAGGUGGACAAUUCUGGAUUCAUGACGAGCGCCCCAACCAUCUUCGCUGGUAACCUCGGCAACAAUAAGUUCAUGGUGCAAGUAACUACCAUCGGUAUACGGCUCGUGAGAAAUGGUGUUCUCGUACAGUCAAUAUCUCUGGAAUGGACAGCUAAAACCGCAUCAACCGCUGAUCCCUAUCUGUGCGUAGUGUCUACGUGUGGCAGAGCUUUAGUAUUAGCUCUUAGAGAGCUUCGUGCAAGAGAUGCUGCAUCGGCACGUCUUGCGCCUACAAGGCAAGCUGUACCUCACCGUCCACCCUUAUUGAAAGCAGUACCUUAUAGAGAUUUAAGUGGAUUAUUCACAACUACGGACAUGGAAAAUGUGCAGGUGAAAGGCGAAUUCACGGGCAAAAUGAAAGGGAAGAACAUAAAGGCGGAAGGUUUCAAGCCCGGCGCAGUGUAUGAACUUAAUGACGAAGAUGAGUUACUGUAUGGCGGAGACCAAACACCUGCUUCUAUGGCAAGCAUCAUGUUAGCAGAACAAUCUAGAAACCCUGGUGUACCGAGACGUGUGUCUAGAUGGUGGAGACGGCAUUUAAUUGACCCUAAACCUUCCUUCUGGUUAUUCGUCAUUAGAGACAACGGAAACCUCGAGAUAUAUUCACUACCAGAAAUGAGAUUGAGCUUCCUUGUACGUGAUAUUUGUGCUGGAGAAAGGAUAUUAGCAGACAGCUUAGAAUCCGUCCCGAUCCCUACAAAUACGAAUGACGACGAUGAAAUGAAUACAGGACACAACGCCAAUGUUGAUAAGUUGCAGGAAAUAUUGGUUGUGGGAUUGGGGCAUAAGGGAUCUAGAGUACUGAUGUUGUUGAGGUGUGGCGGUGACCAUUUAAUGAUUUAUCAGGCGUAUAGAUACCCUCGUGGAAACUUGAAGAUGCGUUUUUCGCGACUGCUCGUAUCGUUCCCGUUCGGUUACCGGAGCGAUAUCGUUACGUGUCCUGAAGACGGCUACGAGGCGUCCGCGUUAAGGGAAGGCGUCCGACAGAUGAGAUAUUUUGGUAACGUGGGUGGUUACAGCGGCGUGUUUAUAUGCGGGCAUACGCCCUACAUUCUAAUGUUGGGAUCGCGCGGGGAACUGCGUUUGCACCCGUUAUGUCCGGACGAGGGACCAGUAUCGUCGUUUGCCUCCUUCAAUAACACUAAUUGUCCUCAGGGAUUCCUCUAUUUUAAUGCUAAGGUGUCGCUCAAAAUCUCAGUACUUCCCACCCAUCUCUCAUACGAAGCCGCAUGGGCCGUACGGAAAGUGCCUUUACGAGAAACCCCUCACUCCGUUACAUUCCACGUAGAGUCGAAAACAUACUGCUUGGUGUGUUCCACCUCAACUCCUACCCAGUCCUACUACAAGUUCAAUGGUGAAGAUAAAGAGAAGACUAACGAGAACAAAGGAGACCGGUUUCCUUAUCCCUUGCAAGAGCGUUUCUCCGUGAUGCUGUUUUCGCCCGUAUCCUGGGAAAUAAUACCUAACACGCGGAUAGAGUUUGAGGAUUGGGAGCAUGUCACCUGUUUGAAAAACGUCUCCCUUUCAUACGAAGGAACUCGAUCAGGUCUACGAGGAUAUAUCGCAAUAGGAACCAAUUACAAUUACGGUGAAGACAUCACUUCUAGAGGACGGAUUAUCAUUUACGACAUUAUAGACGUGGUACCCGAACCAGGUCAGCCCUUGACAAAGAACAGGUUUAAAGAAAUCUACGCAAAAGAACAGAAGGGCCCAGUUACAGCGCUCACCCAAGUGCUAGGUUUUCUUAUAUCUGCUGUUGGACAAAAGAUCUACAUCUGGCAACUGAAGGACAACGACCUAGUAGGAGUGGCAUUUAUAGACACACAGAUUUACGUGCAUCGAAUGAUGACGAUUAAAAACCUGAUAUUGGUCGCCGAUGUGUACAAAUCGAUAUCACUAUUGAGGUAUCAGGAUCAACAGAGAACAUUGUCUUUGGUGUCGCGAGACUUGAGGUCUGCACAGAUAUAUGAAAUGGAAUUCGUUGUCGAUAACAGCAAUCUCGGGUUUCUGGUGAGCGAUUUGGAUGGAAACUUUGCAUUGUUCAUGUACCAGCCGCAAGCCAGAGAGAGUUACGGAGGUCAAAGACUGAUCCGCAAAUGCGAUUACCAUUUGAGUCAACAAGUGCACGCAAUGUUCCGUAUCGCCGCGCGCACUACACCGGGCCAGCAGCUGCAUCGACGACAUGUUACUAUGUUCACGACUCUGGACGGUGGCGUGGGUUACAUAUUGCCAGUUUCCGAAAAGGUAUACCGAAGACUGCUCAUGUUGCAAAAUGUAAUGAACAACUACUGCUGUCACGUUGCUGGAUUAAAUCCUAGAGCUCACAGAACGUAUAAGGCACCUCGGAAGGCAGCUGGCGGCGGUGCUGCUCGGGGCAUUCUUGAUGGAGAUCUGGUUACGCUCUACACUUCCAUGCCUCUUACCGAACAACAAGAUAUUGCGAAGAAGAUUGGCACCAAAGUAGAAGAGAUAAUGGGGGAUCUCUACGAAAUAGACAGACUGACGGCUCAUUUUUAAUAAUAAGAGUAUUAUUUUGUACAUAAUUUUCAAGAUUACAGUAUUCAUCUGUA
Pararge aegeria (speckled wood butterfly) is the source of this 4649-nucleotide messenger RNA. RefSeq names its product cleavage and polyadenylation specificity factor subunit 1 (gene CPSF1). Gene Ontology annotation, cellular component: mRNA cleavage and polyadenylation specificity factor complex; nucleus. The coding region runs from base 208 to 4596 and encodes 1462 amino acids. Lineage: Eukaryota; Metazoa; Arthropoda; Insecta; Lepidoptera; Nymphalidae. The record is from RefSeq and is a predicted model, not a curated record. Gene Ontology annotation, molecular function: nucleic acid binding; protein binding. The transcript has 28 exons.